Messenger RNA from Anopheles marshallii, 1449 nucleotides. RefSeq names its product chitinase-3-like protein 1. The transcript has 2 exons. Gene Ontology annotation, cellular component: extracellular region. The record is from RefSeq and is a predicted model, not a curated record. Bases 1 to 1449 code for a protein of 482 amino acids. Gene Ontology annotation, molecular function: chitinase activity; chitin binding. Lineage: Eukaryota; Metazoa; Arthropoda; Insecta; Diptera; Culicidae. Gene Ontology annotation, biological process: chitin catabolic process; carbohydrate metabolic process.
AUGCUUCAAUCCAUAUCUUUGUGGAGCUUGGUACUUGUGACCAUGGGCUCGCUUAUGGGAGCGGUUCAAAGCAAGGAAGUUGUAUGUUACUACGGUACGUGGGCCACUUAUCGGCAGGGAAACGGAAAGUUCACCGUAGAUGACGUCAACCCAUUGUUAUGCACCCAGCUAAAUUAUGCCUUCUUCGACAUCAAUUCGAACGGCACAAUCAGGAUAAUAGAUCCGUAUCUCGACCUUCCGUCCGGUCUCAACACGAUCGCCAAGUUUAAUAAUCUGAAGCAGAAAAAUCCCGCCCUAAAGACAAUUGCCGCCAUCGGUGGGUGGAAUGCUGGAACAGCUAACUUUAAAGCGGUAGCCGGCGAUUCCCAACGGCGUACCACGUUCGCAAGGAACGCCGUAUCAUUCCUGCAGCAAUAUCGAUUCGACGGUAUGGACAUCGAUUGGGAAUAUCCCGAUGCCGAAGACAAGGCAAACUUUGUGCUGUUUCUCCAGGAACUUGCUAAAGCUUUCGCACCGUACAACUAUCUGCUUACGGUGGCGGUGGGAGCUCCAGAGUGGAGAGCUAACGAAUCGUACGACAUUCCCGCCAUCUCGCGCAUUGUCAACUACAUAAACCUGAUGACGUACGACAUGGAUGGCGACUACGGCGUUACAAGACAUCAUGCCGCAAUCUUCCAAGGAUCGGUUGAUGAUACGGAUUUCAAGCGGCAGCUCAAUGUGGAUGCUGUCAUAAGGUAUUGGCUGAGCAAGGGUGCAUCGGCAAACAAGUUGACUUUGGGAGUUCCCUUCUAUGGACACACAUUUAAACUGGCGAAUCCUGGAGUGGACGGUGUCGGUGCGCCUACCAGUGGUGUUGGUACUAAAGGUCCAUACACUCAACAACCCGGCUUCUUGGGGUACAACGAAAUAUGUGAAUCUUCAUUUUCUAAGAAGCAGUUCGACUCGGUACAGGGUGCGGCUUUCGCUUCAGGCAACGGGGAGUGGGUCAGUUAUGAUACAGUGGAAAGCAUCAGUCGAAAGUGCAACCUGAUUGCCAAGUAUGGACUUGGUGGAGGCAUGGUAUGGUCCAUCGAAACGGAUGACUUCAAGGGCACAUGUGGUCCCAAGUUUACGUUACUAAACGCCUUAAAUGGAUGUGUGAACAAUAAUGGUCCUGCACCCGUUACCACUACCAUUGCAACUACUCAAGUAGCCACAACGAAGACCACAACCACUACUAAACUAACCACAGCAACUACUAAACCAACCACAACAACAUCCACCAAAGCUGUAACUUCAGGCUCUGGUACUUUCGUUUGCACACGCGAUGGUUACUUCCGGGAUCCAUAUGAUUGCAACAAAUAUUACCGAUGCUACGCCGGUACCAAAUAUUCCUUCAAUUGUCCAACCGAACUGUACUUCAACGAACAAGCGAUCACCUGUGACUGGCCUUAUAAUGUGAAAUGCUAA